This is a messenger RNA of Lecanosticta acicola, 1189 nucleotides long. The record is from the annotation of a GenBank genome assembly. Lineage: Eukaryota; Fungi; Ascomycota; Dothideomycetes; Mycosphaerellales; Mycosphaerellaceae.
AUGGAACGUGCAGCUUGGUUGGCAACCCUCUACGAGUCGGUCUCGAGCAUUCCGCCGGACAUCCAGCAGUGCCUGUUGACAAUUGCACAGUGCGGUUGUGAGUGAUCCUGCACCACUUGAGACUCGUGUCGAGCUGAUUGAGUGUCCCACAGGUGAUCCGGGCCAGGUGGAGAGAUGGUACAGCAUUGUGAGGCAUCAUUACGGCGUGCCGAGCAUGCCUGAGUUGGUUUCCCCCACAAGCCCGUCCCCGAUCGAGCGCAUGCCACCGCCGAGGCAAUUGUCCAGGCCACAAGGGACGCCUCAGCAGGCACAAGCGCACAAUGCGGCGGACACACACUCUAUAGCAGCUAGGCAUCGGGCACCGGUACAUGGCCUUGGCCUUCACACCGGGAUCUCGAGCCCGUCGACGUCUGUCCAGACGGCCCCUGUAAGCUCAACAGCUCCCGGAGCGUGGCUCGAUUAUGGUCUCUCCAGUGCUCCCCCUCCGCCAAACGCAAAGAUUCCGCUUCGUCGAGAGUGCACUGCUCGGUCGUCCGUCUGGCCGAGUAGCUCCAUGUCCAUGUUGAAGGGAGCCGGGCUAGUGCCUGCCUCCAAGACCCGGAACGCCGGUGGCUUCAACACACCCGAGAGCCCGCCUAAUCCCUUUCCCUUCGACUUUGCCACCAAUGACGGCUUCAUGCCAGUUCGUACUCGGUUCGAUGGUGGUCAACAGCCUGAGCCUGUCAGAGGCAGUCCUCCCAGCCAAGUGAGACCGGUCGCUCCGCUGGCCCCGCUUCGUGCCUCAGCAACAAACAGUCCUACCAAACCGGCUCUGAAGCGGAUAAGACCGCUCCAGCCAGUACAAGGCGAAUUCGAGCCGGAGAACGUGAGGCCAACAAAGCGAAAGGUCCAAUUCAGCGACGCCGUCGAGCACGCAUCAGCGCCCUCCUUCUCAUCAAUUCAAACACCCGAUGCUGCUCACGAUUCUUCCGAUUCCCCGCCGCAGGUGAUACGUCGGCCUCGAGCGUCUUUCGAGAAGUUGCAGGGUACCUCUUCCGAUGAAUUCUUCGAGGCGAUGCGUGACCCUUCGCACAUGAGUAUUCAGCAGAGCAUCGAAACCGAUCCCCAGCCCUACGAUGUCUCGUACGAGGCGGCCACCCAACCUCCAGUCUACCACUCUCCCUACGCUCCAGUGCUGAAAGUGGAAUGA